UUUGAAUGAGUGUGUUGAUAAACAAUCGAACUGUCAAAACAGUGAAUGCGUGACUCGAUAACAUUGUUUUAAUCUACGAGGAUCUGAUAUUAAUUUAAUCGAUCCAAUCUUUCAGGAUUCAAUCAAAACAAGGUGUUAAACAAAGAGCAAACGUAGAAAAGAAGGUGGUUUACAAAGAAGGAGACAGGAGCAUGACAUCUCGGUUCGCUGUACAACCUGGGCAAGUUUCUGAUGGUAUUAGAACAAAUCGUAAGAUUAGCACACUAUCACACUCCAGCAGGGACCCUGGCGUAUUGAGAGGAAAACGAUCGCGGUGGCUUCUGUCCCGAGGAUACCAGAAAUCACAGGCUGCUUGGCUGGCGGAACACGAGUUCGAAUGCUUCAUUGUGAUGCAUGAGGACAUCAAACCAGUAAAUAAAAGGGUUCCCGAAGAUGUUCGAAUCAUCUUCAACAUCCUGGACGACGAAUCUAGAAAGCGUUGUAAGUGGCUUUUGUGUCGAGAAUACAAAUGGGAUUAUGCUGUGGAACACUCUCACUUGCCUAUGGAAGAAUUGCGCCGUAUUCACCCAGAUAAGCAAUCAUUGUAUUCACGAAAACCAAUCCCAAAACCAACGAAUAUGAGCGUAGGUGCUCAAAAUCGUUACCAGCGGCUGAUCGUCGAUGGCGAUUAUACUGAGCAGGAAGCUGCUGCAUAUGCUCCUUUUCCUAUGUUUUUGGAUAACAGCAUACGUAAGCACGUGAUUCCUAUAGCCGUGCGAAUUGUUCCCGAAGAAUAUCCGGAGACUGUUCUGACUGAAAGCCAAGCUAGCAAAAUGAAAGAUAUCAUCGACCAACAGGUGGCAGACGGUGAUAGCACGCUAGGAGGGCUAGCAGUGAAGCUAGGUGAAAGAUUAUUCGUUGACGGUUAUCUGCUCGUUCCUUGUUUCGGCCCAUCUUCAGUUAAAUGGAUAGAGAUAUGUUUACCAAAAAUUCAAAAAGAACUUGCCGUAUCCUUUAGACUUAUCAAUACGAAGGAAGAAUUAGAAAAUAGAACAAAGAGUAGUGACAAUACAAGUUUGCCAUUCUUAUCGACAAGCUCUCAAAAAAUGCAAAAAAUUUUAUGGAUGAAGGAGUCGUUCGACGAUGAAAUGUUCGAAGAGGAAUUACAUCCAAAAAACACUAUCCAAUUCUGUAAUGAGAAAAGCAGUGGUGGAUCAAAAAAUCAAAGCGGUGAACAGAUUGUGAUUGACGUCAGUUCGAAUAAAGAGUUCGAAACGUUGAAGGACAAAUUUUCUGAAAACGCCGACAAUACAAUUGGGAACGUGAGCUGUAUGUCAAACAAAACAAUCAGCAACAAUGCUAAUACGCAUAAAUCCAUUUCGCUUCAGGGUUCUAACAGUCCUCGUGGUUAUAUUAACUAUAGUCGACAUCAUCCCUACGAAACUAUACGUGAAUCUGCUGGCCACAAUCAUGCCAAAAAGAACUCUGAUAAACCCGACUGGAGAACACCAAAUUUAUGCUCAAUCGGUUCGUCGUUUGGAACGGUUGCUCAUCCGCUAGACAGUCAGAAUGUAUUCGUUCCAAAGACACGAUAAUUAAUCAUUGAUUUCACGUGUACUCUUUUUGUGAAGAUCGGAACUCAGAAAUACGAUAAAAACUAUUGCUGUACUAUAUUAUUUGUACUUGUAUAAUUGGUCUCAUUAAUACAACAUGUUAAAUUUCAAAA
This is a messenger RNA of Topomyia yanbarensis, 1705 nucleotides long. RefSeq lists its product as uncharacterized. The record is from RefSeq and is a predicted model, not a curated record. Lineage: Eukaryota; Metazoa; Arthropoda; Insecta; Diptera; Culicidae. The transcript has 3 exons. Bases 192 to 1574 code for a protein of 460 amino acids.